This is a messenger RNA of Microthlaspi erraticum, 3303 nucleotides long. The record is from the annotation of a GenBank genome assembly. NCBI's taxonomy places the organism in Eukaryota, Viridiplantae, Streptophyta, Magnoliopsida, Brassicales, Brassicaceae.
AUGGACUCGAUCGAGAGUGGGUGGAAAAAAUACAGAGGAGGGUCUGAACCGAGUUUAGUUGACCGGAUUCACACUUGCCGGCAUGAGAUCUCUACCUGGAGAAAGAAUAACCAACCAUAUGGAAAAACAAAAAUCGCGGAUCUACAACAAGCGUUAGCGGAAGCACAAGACGAUGAUACACGUACCCAGGAUGAAUUGUCCGCUAUUACGAAUAAGCUAAAGGAAGCACAUAGGGAUGAGGAGGAAUAUUGGAAACAAAAAAGUAGGAACAUGUGGUUAAAGGACGGAGAUCUAAAUACGAAAUUUUUCCACGCCUCCACCAAACAACGGCGAGCGAUAAAUCGGAUUGUGGGACUCCAUAACGAGGCUAAUGUCUGGGUGGCGGGAGAAAAAGAGAUAGAGACUGUAGCGGUAAACUAUUUUGAUAGUCUAUUCACGUCCAAUUUACCGGUGGACUUUACGGGAGUCCUAGAAAAUGUUUCGGAGCGGAUUACUAUAACGGAGAAUGAAGUUUUAACGCGUCGUGCGACAGAAGCAGAAGUGCGGGAGGCUUUAUUUAUGAUGCAUCCAGAGAAAGCGCCAGGACCGGACGGAAUUACGGCUUUGUUUUUUCAACGUUCUUGGCAUAUAGUUAAGGAGGAUGUUCUCACCAUGGUUAACGAUUUUCUCACAUCUGGCAGUUUUGAUGAAAGAUUGAACAUGACCAAUAUUUGCCUAAUACCAAAGACAUCACGGCCCACUAGGAUGACAGAAUUGAGACCCAUUAGUCUUUGUAAUGUGGGUUACAAGAUUAUCUCAAAAGUCCUUUGUCAGAGACUUAAAGUGCUACUACCAAGAUUGAUAUCAGAGACUCAGUCUGCUUUUGUUCCCGGUCGACUGAUUUCGGAUAACAUUUUGAUAGUCCAGGAGAUGUUCCAUGGAUUGCGGACAAACAAAUCUUGCAAAGGAAAGUUUAUGGCGGUAAAGACGGAUAUGAGUAAGGCUUAUGACCGAGUGGAAUGGCCUUUUGUGGAAGCCCUAAUGAGGAAGAUGGGCUUUGCAGAACAAUGGAUUGUGUGGAUGAUGCGGUGCAUCACAUCAGUAAAGUAUAAGGUAUUAAUUAAUGGCCAACCAAGAGGUCAAAUCACACCUCAUAGAGGACUCCGACAAGGAGACCCCCUAUCUCCGUAUUUAUUCAUUUUAUGCGCGGAAAUAUUAAUAACAAAUCUGAAGAAAGCGGAAGAAAUGAAGAGGAUUACUGGGUUGAAGGUAGCCCGGGCAAGCCCAGCGGUUUCCCAUCUGCUGUUUGCAGAUGAUAGUCUUUUUUUCUGUAGAGCUACUAGUGAAGAGAGCCGGGUACUGUUACAGAUUCUAAAGGAAUAUGAGGUUACAUCGGGACAACAAAUAAACUUUGCAAAAUCCUCGGUACAAUUUGGACAUACGGUGGAUACGGGAGUACGUGCCGAGAUUCAUCAAAUUUUGGGGAUAGGCAACGUCGGUGGGAUGGGACAAUAUCUUGGAAUACCAGAGAGUAUGGGGGGAGCUAAAACGAAGAUCUUUAGCUUCCUGAUUGACAGACAGCACAAACGGAUUAAUGGAUGGAACUCAAAGUGGUUGUCAAAAGGGGGUAAGGAGGUACUGAUUAAAUCAGUUAUAUCGGCGAUGCCUAUGCAUAUGAUGUCCUGUUUCCGGUUGCCGAAAGGUGUUACAAACAAACUUUCUAGUGCGGUGUCAAAUUUUUGGUGGAGUAGUACGGGGCAGACACGAGGAAUGCAUUGGCUGGCCUGGAAAAAACUCUGUCGACAUAAAAACGAUGGAGGUCUGGGUUUCCGAGUGAUUGAGGAUUUUAAUACCGCCUUGUUGGCGAAACAGCUGUGGCGACUGAUGGAUAACCCGGAUUCUUUAUUUUCACGCGUGUUCAAGGGACGGUAUUACAGGAAUACAACUCCUUUGGAACCCAUUAAAUCAUACUCGCCUUCCUAUGGUUGGCAGAGUAUUAUCUCGGCUCGACCUCUGGUAAACAAAGGGCUUAUUAAAAGGGUUGGUUCUGGAAUCUCUAUUUUAGUUUGGGGGGAUCCAUGGAUUCCAGCUUCUCGCCCGAGGCCAGCCAUGGGAAACGGGGUUCAUUUUCACUCUCAUCUUCGGGUAAGUGAAUUAAUGACACCCGGAACAUUAACGUGGAAUCUUCCACUAUUAAAUCAACUUUUCGAGAGUAGUGAUGUUUCUACAAUAAUGGGGAUACCGACAUCAAGGGCCGGCAGACCGGAUUCCGUGGGAUGGUUUUUCACGAAAACGGGACGAUAUACGGUCAAAUCGGGGUACGACCUGGCGCAACAAAUCCACGAGGAGGAUAGUAAUGUGCCCAUUGGGCCAGAUAUACGGCGGCUACUAGCACACGCGUGGAAAGUAAAGUGUACACAAAAGCUUCAACACUUUAUUUGGCAAGUUUUAACGGGAUGCAUAUCUGUAGGGGCACGACUAAGAAGCAGGGGAAUGCAGGUCGACCCACAGUGCAUGCGAUGUGGGAUGGCUCCAGAAACCAUUAAUCAUCUAUUAUUCGAAUGCCCCCCGGCAUUACAGGUGUGGGCUUUAUCGCCAAUCCCAACGGCUCCCAACCGAUUCCCGACGGGAAGUUUGUUUACAAAUGUAGCUCAUUUGUUUUGGCAUCUACCAGAGGAUGACAGGAUGGGGAUGUACCCUUGGUUGAUUUGGUUCAUUUGGAAAGCCCGCAAUGACAAGGUUUUUUCUAAUGAUGAUUGGGAUCUCAAUGAUACUAUUAACCUGGCGGCACGAGAGAACAUUGCAUGGGCCAAGGCCCAGGAAAAACGAGGGGGUGUGUCCCUUCAAGUUGGAUCAUCAGUGGAUACCCUGUUUCAGGGUGAUAUAUGUCAGGUGGAUGGAUCAUGGAAAGCUACCGAACCACGGGCGGGGCUGGGAUGGUAUAAUUAUAAUACCAACACAGGAGAAAAACUUUUGGGCACCUGCAACUUAAGACGUGGACUCUCGCCCCUGCAAGCAGAGGUUGAGGCACUCCUAUGGGCUAUGCAGUGUAUGCUAAGGCAAGGGAAACAAGUAAUAAUGUUCGAAACGGAUUGCUCCGACGUCGUCAAGAUGGUGUCUAGUCCGGAGGAGUGGCCAGCUUUCGCACCUUUGCUAGAAGAAAUCGACAUAUGUAGAAGGAGAUUCCCCUCUUUCUGCAUAGCGCACAUACCGAGAAAGAAGAACACGAAGGCAGACAAGUUAGCACGCAGUGCUCGAGCUCUACCUACUGAUGUGUAUUAUGUAAAUUCUGUUCCACCGGCUUGGAUCACUGAGUUGGUUUAG